Penicillium daleae is the source of this 723-nucleotide messenger RNA. RefSeq lists its product as uncharacterized. NCBI's taxonomy places the organism in Eukaryota, Fungi, Ascomycota, Eurotiomycetes, Eurotiales, Aspergillaceae. The record is from RefSeq and is a predicted model, not a curated record. The coding region runs from base 1 to 723 and encodes 240 amino acids. The transcript has 2 exons.
AUGUCGAACACCUCCGCCAACAUCCCUUCUUUCUCCCGGUCUGAUAUCCAGCUGCUGGUCAGCGGAUACAGACGGGGCGGCCUUCAUCUCUGGGGGCAAGUUGGCCUGUUCACGCAGGUGCUGGGGCUGGGCCCCAUGAACGACAAGUCGACCGCUGUGGUGGCGUGGGAGCUCUCCGAGCUCAUGGGGCAUGUGGUCUGCGUCGUUGACCCUUGCUCCGCCGCGCCUUGGUACUUGCGCAUAGUCCUGACGCCGGACUUCAUCUUCCUGGGCCUUCACUGGGCCGGUUCCAACUCGCCUGUUUCCCUUGGCGACUACUACCACUCCCUGGUGGAUGCCAUCCGACAUCGACCCCUAGCCAUGGGGGCGAUGGCAUGCCAGCAACUGGACUUCGACCAGGAGUGGCUCGACCUCCUCCGCGCUCUGGACGGGCACCUGGGCGGCAAGGCUGGCCACCUUCCGCCCAGCAUGCCAACCAUUCCUGCCGCCGUGCCGACGAUGCUCGCCAAUGUCACCAUCGUCGCCGCCGCCGCGCCAACCUUUGCGCCGCCUGCCGUCACCAUGGGUGACGUGCAAAUGGUGGAUGCCGGGGUGGAUGCCGGGGGUGUGGGAGGAGGAGUUGGGGGGUCCGGUGUGGCCCAAAUUGUCACCAGGGACGGCCGGGUGAUCACCCCGCAGUGGUCGGCGUCUUUCCCGCCACUGCCGGGUGGUCCUCGGAGGUAG